Messenger RNA from Andrographis paniculata, 1065 nucleotides. RefSeq lists its product as uncharacterized. NCBI's taxonomy places the organism in Eukaryota, Viridiplantae, Streptophyta, Magnoliopsida, Lamiales, Acanthaceae. Gene Ontology annotation, molecular function: nucleic acid binding; zinc ion binding. Bases 1 to 1065 code for a protein of 354 amino acids. The record is from RefSeq and is a predicted model, not a curated record. The transcript has a single exon.
AUGGAUGUCGAAAUGCAUCUCGAAUCCAUGGGGCUUUCGAAAACAAUAAUUAGUAAAAAUGAAUGCACAAAUCAAGAACGUGCAAAGGCAAUGAUUUUCCUACGUCAUCAUAUUGACGAAGCCCUAAAAAUGGAGUAUUUAAUGGUGAAAGAUCCAUUUGAAUUAUGGACAAAUUUUAAAGAUCGAUUUGGACACUUGAAAUCUGUUAUAUUACCGAAAGCGAAACAUGCAUGGCAACACUUGCGAUUGCAAGAUUUUAAAACAGUUGCUGAUUAUAAUUCCAUGAUGUUCAAAAUCACGUCCCAAUUAAGAUUUUGUGGAGAAAAUAUUUCUGAUAGGGAUAUGUUGGAAAAAACAUUUACCACGUUUCAUGCCUCUAAUAUAGUUUUACAGCAACAAUAUCGAGAAAGGGGUUUUAAUAAAUAUUGUGAUCUUAUUACUUGUCUACUUGUUGCUGAACAGAAUAACGAAUUAUUGUUAAAAAAUCACGAAUCGAGGCCAACUGGUGCGAGUUCAUUCCCUGAAGUGAAUGCGAUUCAGUGUUUAAAUAAUAUGCCUAGAUUCUACCGCGGACGAGGUCGCGGACAAGGCAGUGGACGUGGAUUUAGUCGUGGACGUGGAUUUGGUCGUGGACGUGGAAUGAGUCAUGGACGUGGAGCCGACCGUGGACGAGGUCGUGGCAGGUUUGUUUAUUAUCGUCAGGGAUAUUUUGAUGAGCAGGAAUCAAAUAGGCCUAUGAAGCGGCCUCAGAACGAUAUUGGUCAGAGUUCAAAGAAAAACGAUGAUAAGUGUUAUCGUUGCGGAAUGGCAGGGCAUUGGUUCAGAAAUUGUCGUUCCAAUUCUUAUUUUGUUGAGCUGUACCAAAAUUCCCUGAAACAGAAAGACAAAGUGCCUGAAGAAGUUCAAGCACCGGAAAAUGUCAAUCCUCCAGAAAUUAAUUUUUCAGAGAAUGUUGCCAGUGGAAGUGGGGGUGAUAAAUGUAAUGAUAAUACGCAAUUAGAUGUAUCUGAUUUUCUAGUACAACCUGAAGGUGGGUACUAUGAAAAUCCCGGAGAUGCGAUAUAA